Molecule: messenger RNA, 1002 nt
Organism: Bombina bombina (fire-bellied toad)
Lineage: Eukaryota; Metazoa; Chordata; Amphibia; Anura; Bombinatoridae
Product: probable G-protein coupled receptor 88
Exons: 1
Coding region: 1-1002 (333 amino acids)
Biological process (GO): G protein-coupled receptor signaling pathway
Cellular component (GO): membrane
Molecular function (GO): G protein-coupled receptor activity
Source: RefSeq, a predicted model, not a curated record
AUGACUAACUUUACUUCCUCCUUUGUCAACUGUGAGGGGCACUCAGUUUCUCAGGUAUUUGUCGCUAUUGCCUACUCCAUUUUCUCAGUCUUUGGAACUGUGUCCAACUUCCUGGUGAUCUACCUGGUCUGCUCCUUUAAGAAGCUGAAGACCACUAGUAAUGCUUUCAUAGUGAAUGGCUGCAUAUCAGACCUCCUAGUUUGUGCUUUCUGGAUGCCUCAAGAAGUCGUACUAAUUUCUACUGGUUGGGUAAAAAAUUCAACUUACCAUGUCUUUAUGGAAGGUGUUUUCUUCCUAUGGAUGACUGUCUCUCUACUCUCUCAUUCUCUCAUUGUCCUGAAUCGUUUUGUAUUGAUCACCAAACUGCCAACUGUCUACAUCUCUGUGUAUCAGAAGCGUAACACAGAGUGGAUGAUAGCCAUGGUCUGGGUGUUGCCUCUGGCCUUUCUGCUGCCAUGGGCCUUUGGUCAGAGGACAUAUGAAAUUUCUUCUCCAUGUAUUCUCCUACGCCUUUAUGUGUUCUCAGGCGAUGAGAUUCCUCUGAGCAGUUUCUACACAGCCAUCCUCUCUGCUGGUACAGUACUGAGUCAAACAGCCAUUCUUCUCUACUGCUACAUCUGUAUUUUUAGGAAAGUGCAGGUCAGCCUGAAGAGGGUGAGUGUACUGAACUUUCAGGUGGUUCAAGACUUGCCUUGUUCAUGCCCUCGCAAGGAAAAGCGACUAGGCCUCUAUGUUUUCAUUGUGUGCUGUGUCUUCUUGCUGACAACAGAGCCUUUUGCCUGGACUGUGCUCUAUGGACUUUUUCAACCCAUGCCCCACGGUCUACCAACAGCCAGCUGGCUGCUUCUCUGCCUACUCUUCGUCUUCAACCCAUAUAUGUACACUUGGAAAAAUGAGGAAUUCAGGAGAUCCUUCAGAUCUAUGGUAGGUGGGGAAUUAUGGAAAAACACUGUGGUUAGUGUGGAUCCUGCUGUGCAAAUAAUUUCUCAGAAUGAUUCUUGA